Bombus huntii is the source of this 2769-nucleotide messenger RNA. RefSeq names its product mitogen-activated protein kinase p38a-like. Gene Ontology annotation, biological process: intracellular signal transduction; protein phosphorylation. NCBI's taxonomy places the organism in Eukaryota, Metazoa, Arthropoda, Insecta, Hymenoptera, Apidae. The record is from RefSeq and is a predicted model, not a curated record. The transcript has 10 exons. Gene Ontology annotation, molecular function: MAP kinase activity; ATP binding. Gene Ontology annotation, cellular component: cytoplasm; nucleus. Bases 1002 to 2084 code for a protein of 360 amino acids.
UAGCUGAGAGGAUAAGACACAUAUGAGACUUGACAUGACUAGAUCAGCGGUUCUUAACCUGUGAUCCACAGUUCCUGGGGAACACAAAAUCUUUGUGUGCAAGUUAUUAUUAUAUUAUUCGAAUAAAAAUCAUUUAGUUAAUUCAUAAUGAAUCUCUUCUCUCCGAGAAGGUUGUUGAACAGUUAAUGUGUUUUAAUUAUAUAUAUUUGGCACAUUAUUUAUUUAAAUCUUGAGUUAAGUAUUGAGGAUUCGCGACAAUAAAAAAUUAUUUAAAAGAGGUCUGUGAUAAAUAAAAGAUUAAGAACCGCUGGACUAACUGGCAGAAAUAAAAGCUAUCUCGAGUUAAGGGAAAAGAGACAAUGGAAUAAGACUAAAAUACAUAUAAGAUGGGCCAUGUCCAUAAGUCAACUUCCCAUUUAAAAGUUGCAUAACCUUUUCUUAUUGUAUAUUUUUAAAUUUUUGUUCCAGAUUUUUACAUUUUCUUUUUUGGGAAUUUAAAUUUUUUUUUUUUUUGGAUUUAAAUAGAAAUUUAUUUGCCUUUAUUUAUCUGCUUUGGAUAUCUUGUAUAUAUUUAUGUAUUAUAUUCGUUCUAUAGAUGUUUGCACCUUUAUAUUUCCUAAAAAUGGAUAGAUAUCCGUUUAUUACUUAGUCUAUCAAUUAUAUUCUCAAAAAUAUGAAUUUGCGUAAAAAUCCCCUCCCAAAAAAUCGAACACAUUAUUUGUUUAAUCGUCGAAAAACAAAUAUCGAGAAAGACAAAUCGACCUCUCGCCAUUACAAAAAAUUUCAAUACGCUAUCGAUCUGAAUACAGAAUCGACUUCGAGGGAUCGUAGACAUACGAUUAUACGAUAGAUGUGGUAUAUAGUUUUUAAUACUGGGCUAAUUUGGAAAUGCAUGAAGUGUCUGUAAACUCCGGUUCCAAACGUUAGUGCGUGGUGUUUGUGCUGUAAUUGUUGUUAUUCUUCCUUUUAUCAAGCGGCGUGACUGAGAAAUUGAAUGUAGCAUGCCGCAAUUUCAUAAAAUCGAAAUAAAUAGGACCGAAUGGGAGGUUCCGGAACGAUACCAAAUGCUCACACCAGUGGGAUCAGGAGCUUAUGGUCAGGUCUGCUCGGCAGUUGACACAAAAACUGGACAGAAAGUAGCAAUAAAAAAGUUAGCCAGACCAUUCCAAUCAGCUGUGCAUGCAAAACGCACAUAUAGAGAACUUCGUAUGUUGAAGCAUAUGAAUCAUGAAAAUGUAAUUGGUUUACUAGAUGUAUUCCAUCCCUCUUCUUCUUUAGAAGAUUUUCAGCAAGUAUAUUUAGUCACGCAUCUGAUGGGUGCAGAUCUCAAUAAUAUUGUAAGAACUCAGAAACUUUCGGAUGAUCAUGUACAGUUUCUUGUAUAUCAAAUCCUUCGUGGUCUCAAAUAUAUUCACUCUGCGAGUAUAAUACACAGGGAUUUAAAACCUUCUAAUAUAGCUGUAAAUGAAGAUUGUGAGCUGAAAAUUUUAGAUUUUGGAUUAGCCAGACCUACAGAAAAUGAAAUGACUGGUUAUGUUGCUACAAGGUGGUAUAGAGCUCCAGAAAUUAUGCUUAAUUGGAUGCAUUAUAAUCAAACAGUUGAUAUAUGGUCUGUUGGAUGUAUAAUGGCCGAACUAUUAACGGGGAGAACGUUAUUUCCGGGAACAGAUCAUAUACACCAACUGAACUUAAUAAUGGAGAUACUGGGUACUCCACGUGACGAGUUUAUGCAAAAAAUAUCGUCAGAGUCGGCGAGAAACUAUAUACAAAGUUUACCUCCGCUAAAAAAAAAGAACUUCAAAGAAGUAUUUCGCGGGGCCAAUCCUUUAGCUAUAGAUUUACUUGAAUUAAUGUUAGAACUAGAUGCAGAGAAACGAAUUACAGCAGAACAAGCUUUAGCUCACCCAUAUCUUGCACAGUAUGCUGAUCCAACUGAUGAACCAGUAUCUUUACCAUAUGAUCAAAGUUUUGAAGAUAUGGAUUUACCUGUUGAAAAAUGGAAAGAACUUGUUUAUCAUGAAGUUAUAAAUUUUGUACCUCAACAAUUACCUGCAAUGGCUUCGACGAUUGAGUCUUCUUCGUAAGGUUACGUCGAUAGCACAAAUAAUAUAGUAAGAUAAGUAAGAUAAUACAGUAAGAUAAUCAUAACAAUGAAUAAUUAUGAAAAGAUACAUGUAUAAUUGUUAUAUACAAAGGAUAUCACAUUGUAUAUAAUAUGGUGUUACAUAAGUAACAGAGUUAAUCAUACAAACUUAUUUGUAUUAGAGGCAAAAUGUAUAUUUUUGUUAAUGACGCAUGAUACAAGGAAAUGCUAAUAUUUUUCACACUGAGCAUUGGUUGUUUUAGAAUAUAAAGCUAUCAAACAUGUGACAAAUUAUUCAUAUUCAUGGUUUUAUAUGGACAUUUUUGUUACAUAUUCACGUGUUUGAAUACUUUGAAGCUACGAGUGCAAGCGCAAUUUAAUAACCGAAGAUCUAUUAAGGAUUUAAAGCAACUUUUUUUUGUAAAAAGCCGAAUUACUUAAUAUAAAAGACAACUCUUUAUCAAUAAAAAUAAAUUAUUAAAAAAAUGCUAGCUUCAAGGGUUAGAUUUUGUUGUAUACACCGCUGGUUCUAGUCUAUAACAUAGAACAUAUUACAUCGAAUUUAUGGUUAAAAAUAAUUCUUAUUUCACACGCAGAUGUAAUUUAAAAUAAUUUAAUCUCUAAGAUACUGUUAUAAUGAUGCUUUUAACAACAAACAUGGCUGAAUAAAUUUUUUGAUCUUUGUA